Columba livia (rock pigeon) is the source of this 2897-nucleotide messenger RNA. RefSeq names its product POU class 2 homeobox associating factor 1 (gene POU2AF1). Gene Ontology annotation, biological process: positive regulation of transcription by RNA polymerase II. Gene Ontology annotation, molecular function: transcription coactivator activity; POU domain binding; DNA binding. Lineage: Eukaryota; Metazoa; Chordata; Aves; Columbiformes; Columbidae. Gene Ontology annotation, cellular component: RNA polymerase II transcription regulator complex. The transcript has 5 exons. The record is from RefSeq and is a predicted model, not a curated record. The coding region runs from base 544 to 1317 and encodes 257 amino acids.
AUUUAAAGGGCCAGGCAGACACGGCAUGCAGGCUGAUUGAGUCCAGCCAAGGUGUACGGAGCCAUCUGAAGCAGCAGAAUUCUGCCUUAUGUGAAGCAAGACCAUUCUUAGUGCCAAAGAAGGUCAAAAUCCUCCUAAAAGCCCCUUGUGUUUUCUCUGUCGUACAACCUUUCGACUUAAUUUUGUAAAUCUAUAGUAAAAGCCCUAUGAGUGGCAGGUUCAAGGUUUGAUGGUGAUAUCAAGGUUUGAUGGUGAUAUCAAACGCCUUUUGGUGCAUAAUACCUUCCAGAGCUCACUGCUCUUGAAGGAACUGUUUACCAUGAUGAAGAAAGACGGAGAGCAAGGGAAAAUAUAGAAGUGGUUGUGGUUGGAGGAUGUGAUGACAUCACAGGGUUCAGCGGGAACAUGGUGCUUUUAAAAAGCUGAAAGAAACAUCCUGACAGUCAGUUGUCACAUCCCCGUAAAGGAGUCAAACACACGUUAGCUAUUAAAAGGCAAGCUAUCUUCAUCAAGGAAAAUAAAGACUCCGUCCUCACACAGAAUAUGCACUGGCAAAAAUCUUCUGCUCCAGAACAGCAGCCACAGCCCCGGCCCUAUCAAGGCGUCCGAGUCAAAGAGCCCGUGAAAGAGCUAUUGAAAAGGAAACGGGGAAAUGUUCAUAAUGCCAGUGCAACAGCACCUACAACGGUUGUUUUGCCCCAUCAGCCACUUCCUUCUUAUUCACCAAUGGGCCAGCCUUGCAUUGAUAUGGAUGCUGCUGCUACGUCUGCAUUGCCCGUCACAGAUGAAGGAGCACUCUGUUCUGGCUGGAUCUCCCAACCCUCUCCCACAUCCUUACAGCCCUUGACUCAGUGGACCACUUACCCUGACUAUGUGUCCCACGAAGCCGUCAGCUGUCCAUACACAGCGGAUAUGUAUGUUCAGCCUAUGUGUCCCAGUUACACUCUGGUUGGACCUUCGUCUGUUCUGACUUACACUUCUCAACCACUGAUCACCAAUUUUGCACCCCGAAGCACCACCCCUGCCGUGGUGCCUCAGCUGGAGGUGACGGAUCAGCAGCCCCCUCUCACGUACUUCCCAUGGGCUCAGCCCCUCUCUGCGCUGCCGGCCUCCCCUUUGCAAUACCAACCAGCUUCUUCCUCGCUUCCCGGGCCACAGUUUGUGCCCUUGCCGAUCUCCAUUCCCGAACCAGCCCCCCAGGAGCUGGAGGACGCCAGGCGAGUCAUCGGCACGCUGCCCAUUGAGAAGCUGCUUCUAGAAGAUGAAGACAAUGAUACGUAUGUUUUAAACCAUGCUCUUUCCGUUGAAGGGCUUUAAGUUGCACAUCUGGGGCCUGAUCCUCAUCUACUCAAUACUCCACCUGGCACCACAGCGGGUUUUGAGUACAGAGGAAAAGCAGGCUGGAGGGUGGGGUGGGAACUCUAUUUACAAUGUUGUUGUCCACCUCUAGCACACCAUGACAUGCAACUUGUGUGAAACUUGCUUUGUUCUGGGGCCCAGCACAAGAUUUCUCUGCUGUUACGGUUUCUGCUACCUCUCCCAGGUAGGCUUUUGAUAGUCCACAGUUCUUGUGCUCAGCAUCAGCACAAGGUGACUUUCAUCCUCAGACACAGGGCAUAGUCUCAAAUUGACAUCCUAUAGCGUAGCCAUGGUCAACUGUAGCAUUUGGUGGGGUUACACUUGCCUCCAAAUACUGGCAAGACCCAGUUCAACAGGACUGCUUUCCAGAGCUCAGAGUAAAUGCAGAAUGUUUUUGAACUCUAAAAUAUCCACCUUCAAGAUGGGGGGGAUGGUUUUCUAGCUGGUUGGUAAUGCUGCAUGUUUUACCAAUGGACGGAUCCUGGUCCCACUGAAGUCAGUGGGGGUUGUGCCUGAGUCAGGAUUGCAAGACAUGGCACUCUAUCAGGAGAUCUUUGAGGAGACAGGGUCUUCCAAAAUCUCGGCUUCAGUCUAACAAGUAAUUCAUGGCGUUACUACCAGCCAGCAGUACUUUGAUUUGUUGUGCUGAGCCAGGAAACAUUAGCGACCCCUCUUGUGCUCACUGCUAUCAAGUUCCUCCGUGCUGUAGUCUCCCAGGCCUGCAGGUGCAUACGUUUUCCUUAUAGCUUUCUGAUUUCUUUCCUGGAGAAUGAGCAGCUUUACCUUUUCCUCUGAUGCAACUGUAAAUAUUAUUGUUGAUGUUCAGGAGUGCCAUGCCACAGGCAAAUAUAUUUGCAGGAGAUAUAUCCCCUUCUAACUCUGUUUAUUUGCUUUCUUAAUCAACAAGGGACUCUUGGUGGGUGAACACAAUUUCUCUGGGUUUUUCUGCUUUCCAAAGCCCAGGAUCCUCAGGUGAUUUUGUUAUUUGCAAAACUAACAGUGAAAUAAUUCAUUGCACUGUUAUUGCCUGGUGUCCAGCGCUCCAGUUGCCAUCCAGACAAUAUCUCAAGUGACCUUAUGGUUUAUGCCUGAGUGAGGUUUGCAAGCUCAGGUUGAAAGUCUUGAGGACUUUAAAAGCAUGUUUUGUUAUUUGAUAUUCACAAAUCUGAAAGACGUAAGCAAUGGAUCAUGUAAGUGAUCAUAAAGUUAUUUGAAUACAGCAGUAGUUCAGGUGCAUUGGAAUUAGUGGCUUACAUUUGCAGAAAAACCCAGCAAAGAAAUUAAUUAGAAGGAGCUUACUUUGCCGCUGCUUAUUCCAGUUUUAUAAGAACAAAGAUAUUCAGUAGGUAAAACUGGAACAAUGCAGUUGUGAAUCAAGCCUGUGGUUGCUAAGAUUGCUUUUAAAUUUCUUUCACUUCAAUGUAUGUAAAUUCUGCGUGUGAAUAUAAAACAAUGAUGAACUGUUUCAGAAUUUCUUUCUGGGUUGUUCUGGUUAGAAAAAGACAAUCUUUUUCAAUAAAGAUCUACAGUAACUUUCA